AGAAGAUACGACGACUUUAAUGAGACUCUUCCUCUUCUCAGAUCAGAUCAGAUCAGUCUAUUGAAGCUGGUAUUUCACAACAGCCCUGUGACUCAGAGGGAAGAAACAAGCUGCAGUUAGAGGCGGAGCCACAGGUGAGGGAGGAGAGCUUCAGCGUCACUCUGAAGAAAUGAAACUUAAAGUUUGUCAGGGUGUCGACCACGCAGCCGUCCAGAAAGGUUUCCGUUUCUCUUCAAAGAAAUUAAACUAACUUCAUCCAAUCUUUGUCAACGACACAGCAGAGUCUCUGCAAACACUGAUAUGGCUGCUGCAAACUAUCAUUGGUCUGAGGAUCAGUUUCUCUGCUCCAUCUGUCUGGAUGUGUUCAAUGAUCCUGUCACCAUACCAUGUGGACACAACUUCUGCAAAAAUUGCAUCACUGAACACUGGAACACCAGCGACCAGUACAGGUGUCCAAUGUGUAAGGAAGCUUUUACCAAUAGACCUAAACUGAGGGUCAACACUUUCAUCUCUGAGAUGGUUGGUCAGUUCAGAGACAAAGCUCAGCAGGAAGCCAGCAGCAGCAGCAGCUCAGAGCUACAAGAGUCCAAACCAGUAGAAGUUCUAUGUGAAGCCUGCACUGGACCCAAACUGAAGGCCCUGAAGUCCUGCUUAGACUGUCUGGUCUCCUACUGUGAGACUCACCUGGAGCCUCAUCUGACAGCUUCACGUCUGAAAAGACACCAGCUGAUCGACCCUGUGGAGAACCUGGAGGACAGGAUGUGUACGAAGCACGAUAAACCUCUGGAGCUGUUCUGUAAGACCGAUCAGACCUGUGUCUGCAUGCUCUGCUCUGUUUUAGACCACAAGACACACAAGUUUGUUCCUCUGAAAGAAGAAUAUGAAGAAAAGAAGGCAGAGCUGGAGGAGACAGAGGCUGAAAUUCAGCAGAUGAUCCAGAAAACUCGACUGAAGAUUCAGGAGAUCAAACACUCAGUGGACCUCAGUAAGGACGAUGCAGACAGAGAGAUGGCAGAAGGUGUUCGAGUCUUCACCGCUCUGAAGGAGUCUGUUGAGAGAGGCCGGGCCGAGUUCAUCAACACGAUCGACAAGAAGCUGAAAACAACAAAGAAACAGGCCGAAGCUUUCAUCAAAGAGCUGGAGCAGGAAAUCUGUGAGCUGAUGAAGAGGAGCACUGAUGUGCAGCAGCUCUCACGCUCUGAAGACCACUUCCAUCUAAUCCAGAGAGUCCAGUCUGUUAACUCUGCUCCACCCACCAAAGACUGGACAGAGGUUAAUGUCUGUCAACCACUUUAUGAGGAGACUGUGAGGAACGCUGUGGCUCAGCUGGAGGAGACUCUCAGUGAAGAGAUGAAGAAGUUGUUGGAUCAAGCUGAGCUGAAGAGAGUCCAGCAGUAUGCUGUGGAUGUAACUCUUGAUCCUGAUACAGCACAUCCUGAUCUCAUACUGUCUGAAGAUGGGAAACAAGUUCAUCAUGGUGACGUGACGAAGAAUCUUCCAGACAACCCAGAGAGAUUCUCUCUUUGUGUUAGUGUUUUAGGAAAGCAGAGUUUCUCUUCAGGCAGAUUUUACUUCGAGGUUCAGGUUAAAGGAAAGACUUGUUGGUUUUUAGGAGUGGUCAGAGAGUCCAUCAACAGGAAGGGAUUAAUCACACUGAGUCCUGAGGAGAGUUUGUGGUCUAUAUGUUUGAGAAAUGGAAAUAAGUACACAGCCCUUGAUGACCCUCCAGUCCGUCUCUCUCUGAAGUGUCGUCCUGAGAAGGUGGGGGUGUUUGUGGAUUAUGAGGAGGGUCUGGUCUCCUUUUAUGAUGUGGACUCUGCAGCUCUGAUCUACUCCUUUACAGACUGCUCCUUCACUGAGAAACUCUUCCCUUACUUCAGUCCCUAUCUUAAUAAAGGAGGCAAAAACUCUGCACCUCUGGUCAUCUCUCCUGUCAGUGUGAAAUAAUCACUUACUUUCUAUACUGAUUUGACUUCAAAAGAACAAGGCUACAUAGUCUUUGUCAACACUAUAUUUUACAUCUUUCUUGAACAGAAUCUGCUGUUCUUGAGGUAUUAAACACCUGGGAUUGAUUCUUAAUCUUCUUCUGUAAAUAUACACAACUUUGUUUUAAUCAGAAAGGACCCAUGAAGAUUAUUACAAUUAUUGAUUGCCGUAGUGAGUUUUGGUCCUUUCUACCAUUUAUCUGUUUCUUAAUGAUUUGGGGGCCUUUUAUUUUGAAGGCUGGUUUGCUUCUUACCUGCUUAAGACUGGAUAGCGCCGGUAGGUAGGCUAUCAGUGCGUUAUUGAUGGAAACUCGUCGUCAUCCUCUCACAUCUUAUCAACCAGCUGGUAGGCGUACAGUGUAUUUUGUCGAUUUGAUUGUGAAGUGUGGGUACAGCAAUCCUGCUAACAACGUAGCUGUGCUAGAAUAAAUGCUAGCAUUAAGCUUAGCCAUGCUAUUUUAGCCACUAGCUGUUAGCCAUUUGGUCGUUGAAUUUUGUAUCUGUUUCUGACGUAAUAAAGGUCAUAGUAUUAAAGGUU
This is a messenger RNA of Labrus bergylta (ballan wrasse), 2523 nucleotides long. RefSeq names its product E3 ubiquitin-protein ligase TRIM39-like. The record is from RefSeq and is a predicted model, not a curated record. NCBI's taxonomy places the organism in Eukaryota, Metazoa, Chordata, Actinopteri, Labriformes, Labridae. Gene Ontology annotation, molecular function: protein binding; zinc ion binding.